Messenger RNA from Penicillium alfredii, 2646 nucleotides. RefSeq lists its product as uncharacterized. The record is from RefSeq and is a predicted model, not a curated record. Gene Ontology annotation, cellular component: nuclear pore. NCBI's taxonomy places the organism in Eukaryota, Fungi, Ascomycota, Eurotiomycetes, Eurotiales, Aspergillaceae. The transcript has 3 exons. The coding region runs from base 1 to 2646 and encodes 881 amino acids. Gene Ontology annotation, biological process: ribosomal large subunit export from nucleus; ribosomal small subunit export from nucleus; mRNA export from nucleus. Gene Ontology annotation, molecular function: structural constituent of nuclear pore.
AUGCCCAGGGUCAACAGUUACGCGCCUGCCUGGCUUUGCCGGCCCUCGCCUGGCGCAAGCCUGUUCGCCAGCAGCUCGGUGAAGAGCCCAGCGCAAGACCUGCAAAAUGGACACAAGGUACCUGCGGCCGACGGACCGACCAGAACAUUCGCCAAGAGAGGAAACGAAGUGUUCGCGGUAGUCGACAAUGAGAUCCGCUGGGCCAAUCUCGCGCGACUUAAGGAUCAGUGGCUACAAUCAAGACAGAAAAAGGGCACCACAAAAGAGGAUGCUAGAGAUGGCGCCCAAGCUUCUUACAGGAUUUUGACGGUGCCUGUUUACGGCCAAAUCAAGCAAAUCCUUCCCUCUCCGAAUGGCGCGUUUCUCGCUGUUGUCACCGAACAUACUGUCCACAUUUCUGUUCUACCGGAUUCCUCCCACCUUUCAUCCCCAGACACCGCGCCAAUUCGUCUCAAAACUUAUCAGCUCGGUCCCACCACCCAUGUUAUCCCCGAAGCUCCCGUGAUAUCGGCGCUGUGGCACCCGCUGGGACUGCACUCCAAUAUUGGAGGAUGCAUAGUCACUAUUGCCGCAGAUUCUGCGGUGCGCGUGUGGGAAUUGGAUCGGAAUAACCACUGGUCUUUCGACCAGCCUACGCUCGCAAUCGACCUCAAGAAGCUGGUGGAUGGCACUUCCUCCGACCAAGACUUCACACCCUCCGGCUUUGGAAAGAACAAGGGGUUUUCUGCCGACAUCUACGACAUGGAAGUCGCAUCUGCAUGCUUUGCCGGCAGCGGAAGCGAGAGGGAAGACGCGUGGGCACCCAUGACCCUCUGGGUGGCGAUGAAGCCGGGUGACUUGUACGCACUGUGCCCUCUGUUGCCGUCGAAAUGGCAAGCUCCAUCAGCCACCAUCCCUUCUCUGUCUGCGGCUAUCAUCCCGAAGCUUGCUGCAUUUGAAAAAGGUUCUGCUGAUGUCGAGGAGGAGCUGACGGCCUCUCGACAACAGUAUGAAUGGCUUCAGGAGAUCGAUGGCCAGGAGUCCUUGGACCCUCACUCCGGGUCUGGAGCUAUUGAGGGCGCCGACGUAUUCACUCGCCCAGCUGCCCCGAGCGCCAUUCCGAGACUUCAAGGUCCUUUUCGCUUCGAUACCGGAGAUGAGUUGGAUGACUUGGAGCUUUGCGAUCUUCUUGUCAUCGCCGCCAGAUUGAACGCCGACGAUCUCAUGAAGGGAGAAGAGGAAGAGCUCGCAGUAGACGCGAUCGACCAAGAUAAGCUGUCAGCGACUGUCAUCUGUCUCUCUAGUGGCCAUGGCCGUGUGCACAUCUGCCUGGAACUUGAUGGUGUUGAAGGCCAGUGGCUACCCAAGGCCAGGAAGAAUGCAUUCCGAACACCUCUUUCUGAGCCCGGGGAUUUGGUUUUGGUUGAAUCUCUUGAUACCGUCAAAAAUAACGGGGAUUCAACUACCUGGCCCACUUUCACUAAGGACAUCCAUUCUCGAUACUCCUUCUUUGUCACGACCGCAGCAAACGUGGUCUUUUUCUCCUUGUCUUCCUGGGUCCAAAGACUUGAAGCUGAAUUACAGGCCGAGGACACGGCGGGCUCGGGCUUCCGGCUCCAAGUUCUCUGCGAUGGGAAUGUGAUUCAGAGAGAGCGGAUCUUGCAAGUCUCGAACACCGAUGUCACUGCUCACACAGAACCCCUUUCCGCAUCCCUGAUUUUCUACGACUUCGAUCUUGGCUAUUUGCUUCUCACCUAUCAUCCGUCAAGUCCAUAUGCGGCGGUCAUGGAUGCUCCAGAGGACAGUUUCUCUGUAGCGGUGGAUCAGCGCCUGUAUGAAUCCAAGGCACUGGCACCGGGAUCUCCGGUCUUGCUCCCGCGGCGGGUCCCGUAUCAAGUCCCUGCCGUUCUCUACGCGCAAUCGCCACUGGAUUCGUUCGUCGAGAAAUACGUUCCGCACCGCCAGCGCCACACUCUGAAGGAACAGGUACGCCUUUCUCCAGCGACUCUGGAUCUUGUCGCUACAGCCCAUCGCGUGCUAUCCGCCCAUACAAAUGCUCUCGAGAGAGCUGCAUCGGAUCUGUUCCGGCGCUGCGAGCGCCUACAAGGCGAGAUGCGUGACCAGCUGAAGCAGCUCUCCGAUGCUGCCGAGCGCAUCAAGGGCGUUACGAGCGAGAUUGACGAAGAUGGCCACCGCAAGGAAGGAGCCCGAAACGGAGAAGCGCUGGACAAGAGAUUGCAAGCUGCGAGAGACAAGCAGGGUGAACUUGUGCAGCGAUACGAUGCCUUGCGCAAGAAGGUUCUCAAUUCGGGUGGCCGUCCGCUGAGCGAGAAAGAAAAGGCGUGGGUUGGAGAGGUGACUACGUUGUCCGAAUCACUUGGGGGCCCGGACGCGAAAGACCGCAAGCAAGACCAGCAACUGGCGGAGCGGUUGGAGACGGUCAAGCAUCUCGUUGUUGAGCUGAUGGCGGAGACCAAGUCCAUUGCAGCCAAGGCUCCUGCUGCUGCAGAGCCCGGUAGUCCAUCGUCUCCGGGAGGCGCUCAGCCCAAGGUGCCACAGCGACUCCAGCGAGCCAAGAUUGCGGAUGCAAUGAGAAUGGUUGAGCGAGAGUCCGCUGUUAUUGAUGCUAUCACCUCACGCCUGGAACGACUCAACACGACCAUAUGA